UGCUGUGCACUUACAUAUACCGGAGUGAAAUAAGCGUACGGCAGCUGACCUACUCUUCAGAGGGGAAGGAUUACGUUAUCGAUGAUAAUAUAUAGGCCUACAUUGAAUUUGUCAGAUUGAAAAUCAAGACUCUCCGCUAAGAAAUCAACAUGGUGAUGUCGAUUCUGACCAUAUUUCGGCAACGAGACUUUGACAGGCCAUGGGUGCCAGAUGAGAUUGAUGAGACAGACGACAAGACAAAGAUGGCCGCCACCCAAGAUUCUCCAAGAAAAUAUGAGCAGUUGGCGACACCGAGGCGAACAAUAGAUCCAGGAAGGCCGAGAAAAUUUAUGGAAGUAGAGGCAGACAGUCCGAGAAAAUUUCGGAAGGUUGGGGCAGAGGCAGAAACUCCAAGGAAAUAUGUUGAAAAUAUGGCAAACCCGACAUCACCUAGGAAGUUUUGUGAUUUAGCAACACCCAGACGUGCGUCUGAUCCUGGGACUCCGAGACUAUUUCUUGAGUUUGGAUCACCAAGGAAGGAAACAGAAGACCUGAAAGACACUGAGGAACUGGGUUCACCAAGAAAAGAAUCUUAUACACCUAGGACAGAGUCUUCCUCGCCAAGGAAGGAUUAUGCGGGCAGGACACCGAGAUAUGUAGGAUCGCCACGGAAGGCACAGACACCACAUGAUCCGUGGAGGCCCAAGUUUGCAAACACCCUCAGCGAGAUAUCAACUCCACAGGUACCGCAAACGCCACUUAACAUCAUCCCAGAAGAAAACCCAAACUGUGAGUUGAUUUGCAAGUUCAAAGCAACGACAGGACGUGAUGAACGCGAGGCUUGGAUAGGAGGCGUUACUGUUCUUAAGAAUUCCCACAUUGCCUUGACGGACAUGGCAAACAAAACAGUCAAGACUUUUGACUUGUUUGGGAACAUGAGGAAGGAGUUCUGGGGGAAAGGGACCUUCAAAUUUGGUGCAAUUCGAGGGAUAGCAAGAACUUCAGAUAACAAUAUCCUCGUAGCAGACACAGAGAGGGAACUAUUCUAUGAAUUUUCCACCACAGGUGAGCCAAUCAAGAUGAAGAAGACCAAUGGAUGCUGGCGUGUUGCCAUGACGUCUGCAGGUAAUACCCUCGCAAUCGACCACAAGAAGCGUUGCAUCUUCAUGUUCAACAUCCAUGGGACUCUGAUGCGUAUCCUAGCAACGGCCAAUGAGGAAGGCAAGUGUGUUUUCCUGUCACCACAGAGUGUCGCAGUCGGCAAAGAUGACACAAUUAUUGUAGCAGACGACAGAUUGAAUGCUGUGCAGAUCUUUGAUAAUGUUGGUGACCACAUCAAAACAUACGCCGGCCAUAAAGGCAGAGGAAAAGAUUUCCUGAACGGACCAAAAUCCGUCUGUACAGACGAAGAGGGCAAUAUCUAUGUCGCAGAUACAGCUAACGAUAUGAUACAAGUGCUGACCCCAAGUGGAGAGUUCAAGGAAACGCUCCUAAGCCGUGGAGACAAGAUUCAUUUACCCUGGGCUAUAGCCUACCACAAAAAGAAACUGGUUGUUGCUGAACAGUUCGGCCAAGUGAAGGUUUUCAAAAUUGAAACUUAAACCACACCAAGGGCUAGAAAAGAGCCCCGUAAACAAGUGAUAUAAACUGCUAUAACAAGGUGUCUCCAGCAGACGAGAGCUCUUUUUGUAGCACAUAGUAGUGUGUGACAGUUUUGACUCAAUGAACUUUGAGGGAGAAGAGAUCCCUCACCCAUCAACAAGCACUCUGUGAUUCACACAAACUUUGUACAUACAUGUAUUUGUCAUCAAAACUGUAAAUAUUUUGAAAGUUGUAAAGGUUACUUGACAGGAUCCCAAUUCGAUGAGUAAGUUACCUUUUUCCAAGUGUGACCCCAGCCAGUGAUAUGAGGGCUCUCACGCAUGGCAUUGUGAUCAACAGACUCUCAUCUUCAUCAGCUGCGUCAUCGUAACUUUGAAUCUGUAAUAAUGGAGAGAAAUAUGGAAAAUAAGUAAGCACCAAAUACAAAUGUACUGUGCCGACAAUAUUGAGCCAGUAAGGCGCAUCUAUUACACGUAGGCCUAUAGUACAGGUUAUUGCACCGGGCUAAAUAGCGUCAACACAUUAUGUUUUAUUGCACAGCAUACUUAAGAUGUUGAGAAAAUACACACAAUGUCUCGUACAUCUCAAAAUAAGAAUCAAUG
Molecule: messenger RNA, 2183 nt
Organism: Lineus longissimus
Lineage: Eukaryota; Metazoa; Nemertea; Pilidiophora; Heteronemertea; Lineidae
Product: E3 ubiquitin-protein ligase TRIM71-like
Exons: 2
Coding region: 150-1580 (476 amino acids)
Biological process (GO): proteasome-mediated ubiquitin-dependent protein catabolic process; protein polyubiquitination
Molecular function (GO): protein binding; ubiquitin protein ligase activity
Source: RefSeq, a predicted model, not a curated record